CGAGUCACCGCCAGGACAUGGCAAGAGCCUGUAGGACGACGCCGGUCGUCGCCGGGCGCCUUCAGGCUUGCAUCGUCGCCGCCGUCUGGGCGCUCCUCCUCGCGACCGACGUCGACGCCCGUGACGCCCAGACUGUCAGCGAAUGGGCGGAGACCCUGGGGACCGAGCUCUGGGACCUGGCGAACGCGGUGGCGAGGCCGGACGAGCUCAAGGCUAAAUACAAGGAGCAGAACACGCGGGUGGAGGAGAAGUCCGGCGAGGAGCUGAUAAGCGUGAUCAGCGAGAGCGUCGGUCGAAUGCUCAGAAGAAAAAUGGACGCCGUGAGGUGCAUCCUGCAGGUGGCCGAGGAGGCAGCCGAGGAGUGGAACUCGUCGGCGCCGUUGAACCUGACCUACGUCUCAGGGAAGUACAGCACUGUGGAGGACGUAGGGCCCGGGUCCGACGUGCCGGAGACCAUGAAGCCCGAUCAGUACAUGUACAGGAACAUCUCGCUCAAUCGAGACUCCCAUUUCUACAACAUCCCCGUGAACACGAAUUUCUCGUCCGUCCACGUGCCGACGAUCGUCUACGAUAAGUCCCCAACAGUCGCCGAGGCGAUUGCCUGGUCGGAGACCCUGGACGACAUCUUCCGACAGAAUUACAGGACCGACCCGGCCCUCUCGUGGCAAUAUUUCGGCUCGACAACAGGAAUUUUGCGGCAAUAUCCUGCCAUGCAGUGGAAAACCGGAGUCUCAGGGGACGAGGUGGACCUCUACGAUUGUCGAAUCCGUAGUUGGUACAUCGAGGCGGCGACCUGCAGCAAGUACGUAGUCAUCCUCGUCGAUAAUAGCGGCAGCAUGACCGGCAUAGGAAAAACCAUCGCCAGGAGAACCGUCGACGCCAUCUUCGACACCCUGUCGAACAAUGACUUCGUCACUCUGCUGAACUACUCGAAGAGCACCGAGGACGUGGUAGACUGUUUCAAGGACAUGCUGGUCCAGGCCACGCCGGAGAACCUGGAGGUCUUCAGGAAGCACGUCAUGGACUUCAAGCCCGAUGGUAUGGCGAACCUCACCGAGGCCCUCACCAGGGCCUUCGAGCUGCUGGCCAAUUUUAGGGAAUCUCGCGGUUGCGGAAGGGCGACACCUUGCAACGAACUCAUCAUGCUCGUAACUGAUGGCGUCUCUGGGAACAUGACCGAGGUGUUUCAGACCUGGAACUGGCGGGAUAACGACACGUACAUCCCCGUCAGAGUCUUCACUUAUCUUCUGGGCAAGGAGGUCACCAAGGUCCGCGAGAUUCAAUGGAUGGCUUGCCUUAAUAGAGGAUAUUAUACUCAUGUUCAUACGUUGGAGGAAGUUCGGGAACAGGUGUUAAAAUACAUCCCCGUGGUCGCCAGGCCGUUGGUCUUGCAGGGCGAGCAACAUCCGGUCGUGUGGACCCACGCUUAUGCUGAUAUCUCGGAAUUCAACAGGGCGGAGGUUUGCGAGUUCUGCGAGAGCUCCGGCAAUAACUCCUAUUUACAGGAGUACCGAUUGUUGACGUCGGUCAGUAUCCCGGCGUUUGACAAGAGGGGCAAUCGAAACAACGCCACUAGGUUGGCCAACUUGCUGGGAGUCGCUGGCACCGACGUGCCGAUCGACGAUAUCCGGAAGCUGACGUUGCCGUACAAACUCGGAGUCAACGGCUACGCCUUCAUCGUGUCCAACAAUGGAUACGUGAUUCUGCAUCCCGACCUGCGGCCAGUUUCACAGGGGAACCUUAAACUCAACUACAACAGCGUGGACCUGACGGAAGUCGAGAUCCUCGACGAUGGUAGGGGACCAAGAAAUCCUGGACCGGAGGUGCUGGAGCUGCGAGCUGCCUUGGUGGACCACAAGUGGGGCAACUUGAAGGGGAUACCGGUGAAAUUGCAUUACGAUGACAAUCGCAGAGUGACUCUGGAAAAACGCGAUUAUUUCUACGCACCUUUGCCGGAGACUCCAUUCGGGAUCGCGGUCACCAUCCCCAAUUACGGGUCCACGUGGAUCAAGGUGGGAGACGAAAUUCGUCGCAAUCAGAACGCGAACGUGAACGUGUCGGCCUUGUUCGCGGGGACGAGGUGGAGGGUCCACCCAGGCUGGGUGUACUGUCGCUUCCAUUACCUGGAGGGCCACGAGUUCGACAGUCCCGAGAACGAGCUGAAGUACUUCCUCUCGAUCCUGGAUAAGCCGGACUGGCAUUGGUCCGACCAGUACGAGGCUUACCCGAUAAUGCCCGAAGGCGAGACCGUAGAGCCUAAUUGCGGAAGACAAGUGCUCUCGGAUGACGACUACUAUUGCAACCGCGAGCUCAUGCAACUCCUCGUCUUCGACGCCAGGGCGACGAAUCGGAGCUUCGCGGGAACUUUCCACCACGUCGACAAGCAGUCUCAAGACCUGGCCAAGUUGUACGAGGUGUCACUGAGGUUUGUCGCGACACAGAGUGGGCUGACCAGGUGGCAGGAGCUGGACACGAAUACGAUGCCGAAGCAGGAGGAGUUUGCUGAAUUCGGGGACCUCCAUCGCAGAGCCGUCAACGAACCCUGGUACAAGGGGGCGAUCUUCCAGCACAACAUCGAUCCAAACAGCAUCUCACUGACGGUACCGUGGGAAGCUGGCGUCAACGCCACGGUGACGGUUUCCCUGGGGAUCUUCCCGAAAGACGGUGGAAAAGAGGCCCCAGCGGCUGUCGUCGGGUUUCAGAUGCCAAUGAAGGCUUUGUACCACCGAUUCAUCAACAUUACGUCGUUUUCCGGAAGGCCAGACGUCAAUUGCCACGAAGAAUGGAUCGACUGCUACCUCGUCGACCAGAAUGGGUACGUCGUCCUGUCGGAGGCUCACAACGACACCGGGCAAUUUCUCGGGACCGUGGAAGGCGCCGUCAUGAAGUCGAUGGUCGAGCAGGGGGUCUUCAAGGCCGUCGAGAUUUACGACUAUCAAGGAUGGUGUUGGUACAUGGUGACCGUAGGUGCCGGAAGUAUCCCGUCUAAUCCGUUCCACGGUGCAUGGAAGCUGCUCGUGUGGACCAUCAUGAGAAUCCUGUGGUUUGCGAUGCAACUAGUAGACCUCCCGGAAGCUUUGGCGAAAGUUAGAGCCGACGAAGACGAGCCCGACCCUCCGCCACCCCGGGAGUGGGCCAGGAGGUACUACCCCUGCGACGAGAAGAGGACCCUGUACAUACUGAACCAAAGUUUGGCGGAAACCGCCGUCACCAAUUCCUCGCUGUACUGCUCGCGGCCGUUUUUCGCGCAAAGGGUCUCGUACACGAAUCUACUAUUGGUAGCGGUGGACACGAUGUACUCGAGCUGUUACGAGCGGUUGGAGGUGCUGCCGGAGGAGAUCUCCCCGUUCGACUACACCAACGGAACCUUCGACAGGCCCUGUCACAAGAUCCCAUUGAACGACCUACCCCGAAGGCGCCUGAAGGUCUGCUUCACGGAGCACCCUCUGGAGCACGAAGUGGAGGCCUGCGGAAGGGGCCUCCGACAAAGCCCCACGUAUCUCCUACCAACGGUCGUGCUUCUGCGAGUCCUAUGUCAAUUUAUUAUGUAAUACACGCUCGCCGCAUGGGCAAUA
Molecule: messenger RNA, 3575 nt
Organism: Orussus abietinus
Lineage: Eukaryota; Metazoa; Arthropoda; Insecta; Hymenoptera; Orussidae
Gene: Ca-Ma2d
Product: voltage-dependent calcium channel subunit alpha-2/delta-3
Exons: 12
Coding region: 18-3551 (1177 amino acids)
Cellular component (GO): voltage-gated calcium channel complex
Molecular function (GO): voltage-gated calcium channel activity
Source: RefSeq, a predicted model, not a curated record